GAGGCUGCGCAUGGGCAGUAGCUGAAGCACCGCAAAGAUGGCGGAGGAAGGGGAAAGAAAAAAGAUCCCUUUGGUUCCAGAAAAUCUCCUGAAAAAGAGGAAGGCUUAUCAAGCCCUCAAAGCCACUCAGGCAAAGCAGGCACUUCUGGCAAAGAGAGAGCGAAAGGGGAAACAAUUCAGGUUUAGACGACUAGAAUCUUUCGUGCACGAUUCCUGGCGGCAGCAACGUGACAAGGUGCGUGUCCAGCGACUGGAAGUGAAGCCUCGUGCUUUGGAAGUGCCUGAUAAACAUUCCUUGGCCUUCGUCAUACGCAUGGAAAGGAUUGAAGGGGUGAGUUUGUUGGUAAAAAGCAUCAUCAUGAAACUCGGCCUGAAGAAACUGUUCAGUGGAGUCUUUGUCAAGGUCACCCCGGAGACUGUGAGGAUGCUGCGCACAGUGGAGCCUUACGUAACCUGGGGAUUUCCAAAUCUGAAGUCUGUCCGGGAACUCAUCUUGAAACGUGGACAAGCAAAGAUUAAUGAGAAGACUGUCCCUCUGACAGACAACACGGUGAUUGAGGAGCACCUGGGGAGAUUUGGUGUCAUUUGCCUGGAAGACCUCAUCCACGAAAUUGCCUUCCCUGGGAAGCAUUUCCAGGAGAUCUCUUCAUUCCUGUCCCCUUUCCACCUCUCUGUGGCCCGCCAUGCUAUGAAGAAUAGAGUGGGCUUCCUCAAGGAGAUGGGCUCACCUGGCUACCGGGGAGAACGGAUCAAUCAGCUCAUCCGGCAGCUCAACUAGAGCAGGUUUUCCAAAAGCACACAUUGGAAGUGUGUUGUUUAAAAUUACCAAGUAUCUUCAGAGAAGAUUAUUUCCUGCCUUCAAAAAUUGAAGUAAGGGGCCAGGAAAACAGCAGUAGGGUGUGAGCAUCGAAGACACUUGACACAGCCCCGGUCCGUGUUGGCUGCCCGUCUCUGAAAUCAACGCAGGCUGUGGAGGGAAGAGUUGUCCUGCUUCAUCUGCCUUUUGUAUUGAUGUUUAUUGUUGGGUGGGCAGCUAGCCCAAAUAUCCCUCCCAUCCCCCUCCAAGACUCUUAAAGCAGUGGGCCAGACCAAGGGCACACUUGAAUCUGGACGAAAUGGAUCUUGGUUUUACCUUUUAUUUUUGUCAGGGUAGGUCGUCUUGUAUUUUGUUUGGUUUGUUCAAGGCAGGAUCUCCCUGUAUAGUUCUGGGCUGGCCUUAAACUCCACAGUAGCCCUGCCUCCCCCUCUUCCUAGGUGGUGGGAUUAUAGGUAUAUAAGCCUGGGGGCUUGUUCCUCAGACAGACAAGGCAGUUAGAAAGGUGACAAAGGGCUUGCCAAUGUCUUGUGGUGUGAGGCUGUGUUGCAACUGCACUGUUCGCUUUGGAACCUCUCAGGCCUCUGUCCCUGGAUCUGUGUAACAGCAUUUGUACUCUGACCUGCAGUUACAGCCUUUCUUAUAGCUCAGGAUUUAGGAUAGGGAAUCACUAUGCUAGAAAAACAUACACACAUCCAUCCAUCCAUACAUUGUACUUGGAACUCCAUGACAGUGAUACACGCCAUCUUGGCACCCAGAAGUCUUUUCUGAGACUUAUUUUGUGCACAUUGGUCUAUUGAGGUAGUCUCAUUCUGUGCUACAGGAAGGGACUAAAGUUUAACCACUUGUUUUCUACUAAGAACUAGUGUUUGGCUGGACCUGGUGAUACAUACCUUUAGUCACAGCACUUGGGAGGCAGACGCAGGCAGAGAUCUGAGUUCAAGGCUAGGCAAGCCUGCUUUACAGAGUUCCAGGAUACCCAGGGCUACACACAGAAAAUGUUAAAGACAAAAACCAACGCAGUGAUAAGACCGUUGUUUUCUAAACCACGUGUACCCAGGAAGUGCCCACUGAAUUUUGAGCUCGGCUUAAUGAUUCCCCUGUCUAUCCUGUCCUUAAAACCCACACCAGAGCUCCACACUCUUAACCAGUGCUUGCCUUGAGCUUUCCUGUACCUUUGGCUUCAUGGGCCCCGGUAAAACGUGGCUGUGAAGCUGAGUCGGAUAUCCGGCAGGGCCAGCCCAUGGAGAGUGAUGCUGGCCUUUAGUUACAGCACUACAGAGGCUGGGAAGUGAGGUGACCAAAAGUGCAUUGCAGUCUAGGAGAAACAGUGGCUAUUGAACAUUCUGAGAUAGAAGUCCUGUAUUUUAGUAAGUUAGCACUGUACUGUUGGGAGUACUGCCUACUGUGUGAUAGGCCCUGGAUGAGCUGAGCUAAGGCUUCUAUUUUCUGGCUUGCUCAGAAUCUAAAGCAAGUUUUUUUCUGUAUAGUAAAAGAUUAUUUUUAAGAUAUA
Messenger RNA from Arvicanthis niloticus (Nile rat), 2327 nucleotides. RefSeq names its product ribosomal protein L7 like 1 (gene Rpl7l1). Gene Ontology annotation, biological process: maturation of LSU-rRNA from tricistronic rRNA transcript (SSU-rRNA, 5.8S rRNA, LSU-rRNA). Lineage: Eukaryota; Metazoa; Chordata; Mammalia; Rodentia; Muridae. Gene Ontology annotation, molecular function: RNA binding; structural constituent of ribosome. Gene Ontology annotation, cellular component: cytosolic large ribosomal subunit. The record is from RefSeq and is a predicted model, not a curated record.